GGGAGGGGCUUUGCUGACAGACAAUUUGGUUUGAUCGGAACAGAGUAGUUUUAGACAAUAACAGAUUUUUUAAAGAAUUGGUUUUUUUUUUUGGAUAAAGAAAAUAUUGAAUUUCUAAUUCGUCGGCUGUUUUUUCUCUGUGACUUUCUUUGUUUCUUUCUCUAACCUCUGGCACCCGAGCUGGUGGAGGUGGCGCUGGAGCUUGGUGUUGCCAACUUUGAUUGUUUGUAGGAACAGAAUCUGGCGGUGGUUAAUUUUGAAGGUUGUUUAUUUUGAGGAUUUCAAGCCGCUAAGGAAUAAAUCUUCGCCAUUUCCGAUUUUUUUUUUCUUUUCUUGCUCUUUUCCAUGGAACAAUUACGUUGAGAAGAGAAGCCCAAGGAAAGAACAAAAAGAUAUAAAAGAGAAAAAAAAAAAAAAAAGAACACUGGGUUUGGUUGUUCUUGGAUUCCUUCAAAGAGGGAAGCUAAUGGGAAAGAUGGAAAUUAUUACAAAGGAAUCCCCUCUAGGUGCCAAUGACGUUUUUCCUGCGCCACCUCCAUUACCAGGUCCAGCUGCAAAUUGUCGGCCGAAGGGGUUAUUUAUGCUGAAAAAUGGAUCGACAACAAGAGGAAACAGCUGUGUCUCCACAGCCACGAGGGAUUUGUGGGAUAGCCUCUUUGAUGGAGGCUAUAGGGCAGAUGUUACCAUUAAAACCGAUAAUGGUGGCAUCAUCUAUGCACAUGCUAAUGUUCUUGGCAUGGCUUCUCCUGUUAUUAGAGGCAUUUUGAAACAAGCAAAAGGCUUCGGUCAAAAGAAAUCAAUUUCAAUCAAUGGUGUUCCGCAUGAUGCAGUUCGGGUUUUCAUCCGGUUCUUGUACUCUUCCUGUUAUGAGAAAGAAGAUAUGAAGGAAUUUGCACUGCCCUUGUUGGUGCUGUCACACGCAUAUGUUGUUCCUCAGUUGAAGCGAAUUUGUGAACAGCAACUAGAGCAUGUUUUGCUUACUCUAGAAAAUGUAGUUGAUGUCUUCCAGCUUUCAUUACUGUGUGAUGCACCUCGGCUCACGCUGAUUAGCCAUCGUAUGAUCUUAAGGAACUUCAAGGCUGUUUCUUCAACUGAAGGAUGGAAGGCAAUGAAGAAGAGCCAUCCAGCACUCAAAAAAGAACUUCUGGAAUCCAUGAUUGAUGAAGAAAAUAUGCAAAAGGAGAAAAUCAGAAAAAUGAAUGAGCGGAAGAUCUAUCUUCAAUUAUGUGAAGCAAUGGAGGCUCUUGUUCACAUAUGCAGAGACGGUUGCAGGACAAUUGGUCCACAUGAUAAGGAUUUCAAAGGGGACCAGACACCUUGCAGAUAUCGAGCCUGCAAAGGGUUAGAAUUGCUUAUUCGUCAUUUUGCUGGUUGCAAGUUAAGAGUCCCUGGCCGCUGCAUUCAUUGCAAAAGGAUGUGGCAGCUACUGGAGUUACACUCCCGUCUCUGUGCUGAUUCAAGUUCGUGCAGAGUUCCUUUAUGCAGGAAUUUCAAGGAGAAGAUGAGGAAACAAAGCAAGAAGGAUGAGGUCAAGUGGAAAAUGCUAGUGGAAAAGCUAUUGAGAACAAAGAGAAUUAAUGGAGGUCCACCAUUCUUGUCCUCAAAUUCCAUUAACAACCAACAGAAUUCAGGAUAUUGCCAAAUUGCUGAAAACGUUGGUGAAAAAAAAAUUACAUGAUAUGAUUUGAAUGAAAAAAACAUAUAAACUACCAAGAAAUAAUUAUUUCAUAAUUAGUUUUAAUCAACUGAUUUGGAAGUUGUUGUCAGGUUGUUUUGACGAAAAAUAUAAUGAUAUCACACUCAUCAAUAUCUAAUGAUGUUUGGAGGAUCCA
Messenger RNA from Durio zibethinus, 1832 nucleotides. RefSeq names its product BTB/POZ and TAZ domain-containing protein 4-like. The record is from RefSeq and is a predicted model, not a curated record. Gene Ontology annotation, molecular function: protein binding. NCBI's taxonomy places the organism in Eukaryota, Viridiplantae, Streptophyta, Magnoliopsida, Malvales, Malvaceae.